AUGAAUGAUCUAGCCUCAAGAAUAUCAAGGUAUGAGUCAUUGGAUUUAGAGUCAUACUUGAACAACACAAUACAGAGAUACGAAGAGUUCAUACUUGAAGCCGAAAAGCACAAGGCAGCCAAAGUUCAUCACGAAAUAGACACUGAGAUACUGAAGAUAUUUCUAGUUAAUAGCAAUUCCCUGCUUGAUAUCCUUGAUGCAUAUGAGGAGUCGUAUAUGGUCAUUUCAAGCAUGAUUGACUUGUCAAAACAACUCCUCAGGUCCCGCCUGAGCAUAUGCGAGGAAGAUGCAAUUGUUGACAAGGAACAGGUCAGCAAGUUCAGGGCUAUUCUUGAGAAUUUUAGUGAGGAUGCAGUUGUGUUUGCCACUGAUGAGCGAUUCCUUGUUCAUUUCAGCACAUUCAAGGAAAAGUGUGGGGAGAAGUGCAUAUUGGUUCUUACGAACGACAUUCUUCUAAUAGGUAUACUACAGCAGGGACUCAAGAAAUACAAACUGCUGAAUGCAUACAGUUAUGCAAUUGUACGCAUGGAUAUCAGGGGGAGUACACUUAGAGUGAAGGUGGAUCCUACAAUAUACGAGUUCAGCAGCAGUAUGAAAAGUGUCGAAAAGACAUUCAGGGUUUUUGAGGAACUAACAUACAAGUAUAAAAAGAAGCAUGAAGACACGAUUAGAACAGUCAUUGACAAAGACAUGAUCGAAUAUCUGGCAUUUACAGAGCAGUAUGAGCUUCUGAGGCCGGGCGAGCUUGCUGAAGGCUGUCCUAAGAAGAUGAUGUUUUAUAGCAAGCAAGAGAUUGUGAAAUAUCUUUCCGUACUUGCUGAGUCCAAAGACGAUGCAUCGGCAUGCUUGUAUUCCUUUCUUGAAAGCAGGUUCAAGGAUGGAAUACGGAAGAUCAACCAAAUACAAACUCUUGAUGGGUUAAUUGCAGAUGUGUUUGCAUACUUCAGGGAGUUUUUUGAUGAGCAAGAUGCACUUGUACGGGAUUUGGAAACAGUUUCGAGCAUAAGGAGAAGCGGAAUCACAUUGCUGAUAGAAAGACAGCUGCUUGAGUGCUUCAAUGCAUUUGAGCACAGAAUAUUCAACAAAUCACUCGAUUCAAGCCAAUCAGGGCAUUACAUAGAACUUAUCAUGCAGAACCUUAAAUUCUCAGGAUGUAACUUCUGCUACCUCAUGGAUAGCUUUAUUCAGAAAAAUGAAGACCAUAAGCUACGAUGCAUAGACAAUGCAAUGAAGGAAAUAGAAAAAAUCAUUAGAUCAAUAAAAAUGGAAUAA
Messenger RNA from Ordospora pajunii, 1272 nucleotides. RefSeq lists its product as uncharacterized. The coding region runs from base 1 to 1272 and encodes 423 amino acids. The transcript has a single exon. The record is from RefSeq and is a predicted model, not a curated record. NCBI's taxonomy places the organism in Eukaryota, Fungi, Microsporidia, Ordosporidae.